This is a messenger RNA of Rhododendron vialii, 1551 nucleotides long. Its product is annotated as UDP-glycosyltransferase 91C1. The transcript has a single exon. Lineage: Eukaryota; Viridiplantae; Streptophyta; Magnoliopsida; Ericales; Ericaceae. Gene Ontology annotation, molecular function: UDP-glycosyltransferase activity. The record is from RefSeq and is a predicted model, not a curated record. Bases 49 to 1470 code for a protein of 473 amino acids.
AAGUACCACUGGGACAACUCAUCACUUUCCUUGACCUCCUCCUAUCCCAUGGAAAAUCAAGAAGGCGGUGGUGUUCUUCAUGUAGUGAUGUUCCCAUGGCUAGCCAUGGGCCAUCUCAUCCCUUUCCACCACCUCUCCACUCUCCUAGCUUCCAAAGGCCACAAAAUUUCUUUCCUCUCCACCCCAAGAAACCUCAACAGACUCCCCAAAACACCCCUCUCUCUCUCCUCUCUCAUCAACCUCAUCCCCCUCCCCCACCUCCAAAUCCAAAACCUCCCACCCCUAUCCGAGUCCUCGAUGGAUAUCCCACACCAACAAGCCCAACUCCUCAAAAUAGCCUUCGACUCACUGGAAACCCCACUGGCCCGCUUCCUCGAAUCCGCGAGCCCGAAGCCCGACUGGGUCGUCUACGACUACGCCUCCCACUGGCUCCCGCCGCUCGCGGCAGAUCUCGGGGUCUCCGCCGCCUACUUCAGCCUCUUCAACGCCGCCAACAUGGCCUUCAUCGGCCCUCCGUCGAUGGUUCUGGAGCCAGAGUACGCCAGGACGACGGCGGAAGAUUUCACGGUGGUGCCACGUUGGAUUACAGCGCCGUCCGAGAUCGUUUACCGGCGUCACGAGGUGGCCAAGUAUUUUGAGAGUUCAGAGGGGAAUGAGUCGGGAACUAAUGACGUUGAGAGAUUUGCGGUUUCUAUCGGAGGGAGCGACGUCGUUUUGUUUCGGACUUGUGUCGAGUUUGAACCGGAGUGGUUUGAUAUAGUUUGUGAGCUUUAUAAUAAACCGGUCGUGGCAUUGGGUUUUUUGCCACCACAAUUGGUGAGUAAUGAGGAGGGAGGAAAUGAUGCGGAGUGGGGAGAAAUUGAGGGGUGGUUAGAGAAGCAGCGAGUGAACUCGGUCGUUUACGUUGCACUCGGGACCGAGGCUACGCUGAGUCAAGAUGAACUCACUGGGUUGGCUCUAGGGUUGGAGCGAUCCAGGUUGCCUUUCUUUUGGGUUUUAAGGAAGCCACCUGGGUCGAUCCGAGACCAGUUAGAGAUGCUGCCAGAUGGGUUUGUGAACCGGGUUAUGGACCAGGGGAGGGUUUAUAUGGAUUGGGCACCCCAGGCCAGGAUAUUGAGUCACCCAGCUAUCGGGGGCUUCUUGACUCAUUGCGGUUGGAACUCAGUGAUUGAGGGGUUGAGUUACGGGCGAGUUCUGAUUCUGUUUCCUGUGAUGAAUGACCAAGGGUUGAAUGCUAGAUUGUUGGCGGGGAAGAAGCUCGGCGUGGAGAUACCAAGGAACGAGUGGGACGGGACAUUUACAAGUGACUCUGUUUCUGACUCAGUUAGACUGGCCAUGGAGAGUGAGGAAGGGGAGACACUGAGGGCCAAUGCGAGAGAAGCCAAAUUUCUGUUUGGGGAUAAGUAUAUAAAUGAACGUUAUGUUGACAGUUUUGUACAUUACUUUGAGGAAAACAGACCAUCCAAAUAAUGAUAAAUGGUCUAUAAUAUGCAGCUUGUUGAUGAUAUGUACGUAGUUGAUGAUAUCCUCAUGUUUGUUACUUUUAAGUUU